AUGGGAUCACCGUUGGUUUCGCCUGGUGUUCCGCCAAUUCUCGAACCACUGGUUACUCCAAUGGUUCCCCAUUCACAAGAACAGGAAUUUCCGAGAUUCAUGCCGCCUCCAACAGUAACCUCUGUUGCUUCCGCACUUUUUGCAAUGACUACUCCAGUUUUGGGCGAUGGAAGUGCAUUAAAAGCAAGAGAGCGUUGGCAAUCGUGUAUUUGGGCAGUUAUAAACAAAGACUCUUAUGCGCCACGAAAGUUGGAUGAAUUGAGGUAUAGCAGCAUGAUACUGAAAGACCUGGAAACAGCAGACAAAGUAAUGAAAAAGGAACCAGAAGAAACGCCACCUUCCAGUGUUGACGCCUCGCCAUUACAGUCAGUAAUGCGACCUCCUCCUCCAAUCAAUCCAAAUAACACAACACCCGGAGGACCUCCACCCCCACCAGCACCUUCAACAGUCACACCUAAUCGAAUUGUAACGACGAGUAGUGCAGCAUCACCGUAUGGAUCACCGCUUGGAGCAUCACUACUUUCAAAUCAACCUCUUGUUCUUCCAUUUCCAUCAAUCAACGGGGACUUCGAUUUCAAUGCAGCAAUUGCUGCUGUUGCACAACCGAAACCGGGAGGACCACCUCAAAACGGUCUCGGUGGAGGAGGCGGAGUCCCCGGACCGUCGAGUGGAAUUGUCGGAGGAGCUGGAAUGUCUGUUCAACCACCAACAAGUACACCUUCUCAACAACAGCAACAACAGUCUGGAGUUGAAGGAACUUCUGGACUAAUUGGGAAUGCAAUGAAACCGACUAUGUUAGGAAUCGAUGCAGUCAGCUUUCCAGAGUUCGGAACAACAGAUUGGCAAUCCCCCAUGCUAUCCGGAGGUUAUAGUUCGAGUCCAUCACCUACAAUGCCCGGUGGUGGAUCAAUGAGAAUGGGUGGAGGACCAAUGCAUGGGGGUGAAGAUGAAUCAAAUCGGAAACGACAAGUACGAUUGCUCAAAAAUAGAGAAGCAGCGAAAGAAUGUCGUAGGAAAAAGAAGGAAUACGUCAAAUGUCUAGAAAACCGUGUAUCGGUGUUAGAAAACCAAAACAAAGCACUGAUCGAAGAGCUGAAAACUCUAAAAGAGUUAUAUUGCCGGAAGGAAAAAGAUGGAAUGUGA
Molecule: messenger RNA, 1143 nt
Organism: Caenorhabditis remanei
Lineage: Eukaryota; Metazoa; Nematoda; Chromadorea; Rhabditida; Rhabditidae
Exons: 6
Coding region: 1-1143 (380 amino acids)
Biological process (GO): regulation of transcription by RNA polymerase II
Cellular component (GO): nucleus; transcription regulator complex
Molecular function (GO): RNA polymerase II cis-regulatory region sequence-specific DNA binding; DNA-binding transcription factor activity, RNA polymerase II-specific
Source: RefSeq, a predicted model, not a curated record